Odontomachus brunneus is the source of this 3219-nucleotide messenger RNA. RefSeq lists its product as uncharacterized. The coding region runs from base 1331 to 2605 and encodes 424 amino acids. Lineage: Eukaryota; Metazoa; Arthropoda; Insecta; Hymenoptera; Formicidae. Gene Ontology annotation, cellular component: extrinsic component of mitochondrial inner membrane. The record is from RefSeq and is a predicted model, not a curated record. The transcript has 2 exons.
UAUUUAAUCGAUUGCAAGUGUUAUUUUAUGGAUAUAUAUUUUUAUUUUAAUGUAUUUCGCAUGAAUUUUUAGCAUGCAUAUUCUCGCUUCUAACGUCAUUAAAAAAAGAUAGACAAUGCGAGAGGCCAGAAGCCUUAAGUGUAACAUUUCAGCAAUUUCUUGUGGGACAGGAUAUAUAGUUAAUAUUAGUUAGCAUAUGGAAUAGAAUAACUCCAAACUAGAAAGAUUUCAAUCAUUCUUCACUCUGGAUGUCAGACAAGUCAUUACAUCAAUGUAUUGAAAUCUCCUUCACGCUUCAAUCUAUAACAAAAUUAUUACCAUCAAAUAACAUGCCCCUUGAAAACAACAAAUCUUGUAACUUCUAUAUUUUUCCUAUUGAUUGUAGUGACAAAGGUAAUUCAAGUGUACACAAUUAGUGGAACAUCUUAUCUGCUUAAAAGAGCUUUACGCAACAGCUUCAUAACCUGCAGAGUCUAUAUAUCAUAAAUUAAUUUAAUAAAUUAAUUGAAAUAAAUUAUCCCUGUCAAAUAUAUAUCGACGCACAAUUUUUGAUAUAUAUGUAGAAAUCUAACACAUAAAAAAUUUUUCUUCACAGAAAGAAAUCUUUCUGAGUGUCAAUUACUAUUUUUUUCUUAUAUUACAUAUAUCGGUAGCAUAUACCGAAUAUAAAGCAUGUACUACUAUAUUUAAUGUAUAUAUCUGUACAUACUUGUAUGUUCUUAACUCCUUGACUGUGUGGCAAAUAUGAGAUUUCCGUGCCACCAGCGUGUGAAAAAAUUUUUUCUUACAAAUCCGUUACGAUUCUAGUAUUAACGUAUUCGAGGUCGUUAAAACCGAAUAUGAUAUCAGAAUUUUAAAAUUGAAAAUGGCGAAUCGAAAUAUAAAAAUCCAAGUAUUUUCCAAUUUUUGAUCCGCCAUAUUGAAUCGGUUUUUUUUAAAGAUGUGCAUUAAUGUACAUUAUACACUGGUGACACGUGCUUUUUCUGUACACAUAUCAUACAUACACAUUCGAAGGGUUAAAAUUUGUCCGCGACAAACGACUUGGUAACUAAUCUUCGUAGUCUGUUUUUCACUUUCAGAUAGAUUACAUAUUGAAAAUAGAAAUAUGUAUACAGUCCCCUGACAUGCUGAAACAUUAGUAAAUAUUAUGUUAAUAUCCUUUGAGCAGUCUUAGACUAAAUAACUAUUUAAUCUAAGCUAUUUACUCUAAACUGUCUGUAUUCUCAUCUCUGUCAAGAUGUUGAAUUCUAAAAGUUUUACAUUUCUCUCUUAUAAUUCACAUUAUAGAUAAAGUAUUAUUUGGGAAUUACAUAGACAAUUGUUCUAAAUAAUGGCAUUAUCUUUUUACAGAGGGAAAAUUCCUCCCGAACGUUAUAAUCACUUUUUCAAUCCUAAUCUUUGUCACGUUUGCAAAUACAAAGUCCAAACGAAUUUGAAAUUAUGUUCGGAUUGUUCCAUGAUCUCUUACUGCAGCGAGGAACACAGACUGCAGCAUCGAACGCAACACAAAGAAAUAUGUGAAGCAAUAAAAGAAAUGAGUAGGACGAAACAUAUAUGGAUCACUCGUGGACUGACGGACGACGAAUGGGUCAAACAUAAGAAGGAGAAUCUGCAAGCUAUCAAGGCGAUUUUAUGUCGCAAAUUGGAGCCGUACGAGGAGCAGAUGUUCUUGUUCGCAAAAUCGUGCAGAAUUUGUCACCAACAACGAGAUGUAAAACUCGUUUGUAUAAAAUGCUGGCAGCUCAAUUGGUGCGAUGAUCACCAGUACAGUCCCGUUACACACGACUGUGAGCAAUUGAACAAAUCUUUGUUAUUGGAUAUCUACGAAUUCUUAGAGAAAGAAGAUGUGAGAAUACCACUAAUUAAUCUACCUGACUCUAUGACUCAUAUAGUUGAAAGUGGUAGCACAAAAGCAAUUGUUGACCGUUUUGUGAAAAAUGUACAUCCAGAGUUUGUCAAAUGGAAGUUCAUUGAUUACAUGUACUCCAAUGCCAUGUCGGGACCGUUGACAGUGCUUCAUACGAUAAAUCGUGUAAAUCCCUUGCUUUUGCUGAACCAACAGGAAACUUAUGUCCUACAUAUUAUAGCCGGAAGCUUGACGGAUAAGCAGAGUUUGUCAGCUUGGGAAAUGGCACUGCAUGUCGUGUUACCAUCAAAAAAAAUAUUAAUUAUAAUGAUAGAAUCAGAGUUAAAAAUUGAUGAAGAAGAUAUAGGGGAAUGGGACGUAUGUAUAGUGUGCCAAGCGAUGAAAAAUACGCUAACUUUUCAAGUACACAAUAUGUCGUACGAAUCUUAUGUGCAAUGUAGUUCCUACGAACCACCAGAUGUGGUUAUAGGUUUUAAUGUAGAAGUUAAGGAAUUAGAGGCAGACACUAUAAAAAUAUUACAGUGUCAGAAAUGUCCGGUACUUCUCACAUCUAUAUCAGAAUAUGAUAUGAAUCAAAAUAAAUUGGAAAUAAAUAAGAUACUAGAAAAGAGCCCAGAAAAUUAUGUAAAUGUGAACAACAAAUUUCAAUCUCACAGACCAUACAGAGACAUAAAGAAGGACAUCUUUUUCCCUAAUAAGUGUGUACUUUUCUAUCCAGUAUUAAAUAAAGAAAAUUAAAUUUAGUUUUAUACGGUAAAUUACAUUUUUGUAGCAAAUGCAUUCUUGCAAAUGGCAGUCGUUACAUCAUACUAAGCAAGAGAAAUCAAUUAGUCCUAGAUUUGUUUCGACCAUUGACUUCAAAUAUUUGGGCACAAUUAUUCUAUGUGUAAAAAGAAUGUGUAAAUAAUGGUAACAGAUAAAUAUAAUUAAAUAUAUGCUACGAAUGCUAUUUACUUAUUUACCGCUUCUUCGUAUACAUUCGGCUUUAAAUUAGCUCGCGCCGAAAUUAUAACAUUUAUAAUGAAUUUAAGUAUCAUUUUUUAAUAGUAAUGAUGAUUAAUAUAAUGUCAUCCACAUUUCUCACAUAGAAAAAGUAUGUGAAUAAUUUAUUAUAGUCAUCCCAUUAACAUUUAUAGAGAUCUGAGUAUGUUAUGUAUGAUAAAUUUUCUUCCUUCCGUUAAAGUGUCGAAGGAGCGUGUCAAGUUUCAAAUCUUAUACUAUAAACAAAAUAGUUUUCAAUUUUAGUUACACGGACCAAAUUCUUUCCUAGAGAUAAUGUUACAAUUUGCUUUGCAGUUGCAUAAAAUUUUAAGUUAGGAUAUAUCGUCUAUAAUAUAUUAUAAAUAUCGUCU